AUGCCAUCAUGCUACCCCUGCUGCUCUUCUCCCCCCGCCCCCCCCCAGUCCCUUCUGGAGCUGCACAAGCUUCGGAAAGCCCUGACCGAGCCAGAAGCCCGUUACUACCUGCGGCAGAUCAUCCUGGGCUGCCAGUACCUGCACAGCAACCGCGUCAUUCAUCGCGACCUGAAGCUGGGCAACUUGUUCCUGAACGACGACAUGGAGGUGAAGAUCGGUGACUUCGGCUUGGCCACACGAGUGGAGUACGACGGUGAGCGGAAGAAGACGCUGUGCGGGACGCCGAACUACAUUGCCCCCGAGGUGCUGGGCAAGAAAGGACACAGCUUCGAGGUGGACAUCUGGUCCAUCGGCUGCAUCAUGUACACCCUCCUGGUUGGGAAGCCACCGUUUGAAACCUCCUGCUUGAAAGAAACUUACAUUCGGAUUAAGAACAACGCAUACACUAUUCCUACGCACAUCAACCCCGUGGCCGCUAGUCUCAUCCAGAAGAUGCUGCAGCACGACCCGGCUGCCCGCCCCACCAUUGACGAGCUGCUGAGCGAGGAGUUCUUCACAGCAGGCUACAUCCCUUCGCGGCUGCCUACCACGUGCCUCACGGUUCCUCCCCGGUUCUCUCUGGCCCCCAGCAGCUCCGACCCCAGCAGCAGGAGGCCUCUUGCAGUGGUGAACAAAGGACCAGAGAGCCCUGCCUUAGAGAAGGUGCCCACGAAGGAGGACGAGACCGCCCAGCCUGAGCCGGGACAGCCUCUGCCCUGCUACCUGGCUGACCUGCUGCAGCAGCUGACGCGAGUCAACUCUUGCCGGCCCUCAGAAAAAAACCCUGUCAGACAAGAGGAGGCUGAAGACCCGGCCUGCAUUCCCAUCUUCUGGGUUAGCAAAUGGGUGGACUACUCUGACAAAUAUGGCCUAGGCUACCAACUGUGUGAUAAUAGUGUUGGGGUUCUUUUCAACGAUUCUACUCGUCUGAUCAUGUACAGUGAUGGGGACAAACUGCAAUACAUUGAGCAGAACGGCUCUGAGCUAUAUUUUGAUGUGCGCUCUUACCCAGAUGCUUUCAGCAAGAAGAUUAAGCUGCUGGAAUAUUUCCAGAACUACAUGAGCGAGCACUUGCUGAAAGCCGGCGCCAACGUCACCCCCCGGGAAGGAGACGAGUUGGCGCGUCUCCCUUAUCUCUUGAACUGGUUCCGCACCCGCAGUGCAAUUGUCCUGCACCUGAGCAACGGCACCGUGCAGGUCAACUUCUUCCAGGACCACACCAAGGUCAUCCUCUGCCCCUUGAUGGCUGCCGUCACCUACAUCAACGAGAGGCGGGAGUUCCGGACCUACAAGCUGACCCUGAUCGAGGAGUUUGGCUGCUGCAAGGAGCUGGCCAGCCGCCUGCGUUAUGCCCGUACCAUGGUGGAGAAGCUGCUGAUUUCUAAAUCGGGAGCCGCCCCCAUAAGACCACCGACCUAGAGCCUGGGGGGGUCUUUUGGCUCAAAACUGUCCAGCCCCCUUGGCGGGCCUUCCCUGGCUGGGGGCCAGAAGGCCCCCCGCUGCUUUAGGGGUCUGGGGGCCCCUCGGCUAGAGAAGGACUGUAACUUAACAGGAAGUAUUUUCUCCGCAUUCUGAUAGAAAAGCCCCAUCCCCUUUUCUGCCCUAAUUCAGACUAAGCUGUUUUAUACUCACUUUUGAAUAAAGAGAAGCCCCUGGCUGUUGCCUUUUGACUUGG
Molecule: messenger RNA, 1714 nt
Organism: Python bivittatus (Burmese python)
Lineage: Eukaryota; Metazoa; Chordata; Lepidosauria; Squamata; Pythonidae
Source: RefSeq, a predicted model, not a curated record